AUGCUUGUUUGCAAGUGUUGGUGCUCUAUCAUCUUAUUCAUCAACAACAAAGAUUUUGUUUCAAAGCAGUCAAACCUUUUCAACACCAACCAAAACAAUGAGCUACUUACAGUGGAAAGAACCGAAAAGAAUAACAUUGUUAAGGAGGUAAUAAGAUUCCGGAGAAGUAGUUCAUUUAAGAGUAUAUCUAUUAAGACUAUAUACUUAAGUGAAGGGAUCAUGGUUAAGGGUUACGCGAAUGGGGUGUUCUUGAUGGGUAGAUUGCACUCCCCUCUUGUUUUUCAAUUAUGGAACCCUAGCAUUAACAAGUUCGCGUCAAUUCCUGAAUGUCCUUUUCUAAGAAAUGAACAUUCUAGCCAUAGUUUGUCGUCUUCUUUUGGUUGUGAUUCUUUGUUACAUGAUAUUAAAGUGGUGGUUGUUAAGACUUCCCCUAGGUUAAUUUUUAGUCGAGUUCCUAACUCGAUUGCAAUUUUUUCACUAAGACUUGGCCUAUGGAAUCUUAAGCUAUUGGAGGGUGUGGGAGAUCGGUGGCUAAUUAAGGGAAACCCACUUUUCUCCAAAGGGACUUUGAAUUGGCUAGCACGCGAUGAAAGGGUCGAACAUGGUAGUGGUAGACCUACCCAUAUCGCGUCAUUUGACUUGGGUAUUGAGGCAUUUACCUUUGUUAAAUUGCCAGAGGAUGGAACAGGGGAGAGGGAAAAGCCUCUACGGUUUAUCUUCCUUCUUGGAGGAUCGGUAGGUCUCUUCGAUGUUUCGCCUUGGCAAAACAGCAUAUGGGUGCUAGAUAACAAGGAUGCACAAGAGCCAUGGACUAAGUGGUUUUCAACAGAUUCAUCUCAUGGUUUGUACGAGUUUUUCCAACAUCAUGGCUGUAAUAUUAGUCACUUGUGUUAUGUUGAGAAGACUAGCAAGUUUUUCAUGUUGAUAGAGGGAAAAACAAAGUCCUAUGAUCUCAAAAAUCAUCAGAUUGUCGAUCUAAGAACGUCUAAAUGUCUAAUGGUGCUUAUGUAA
Molecule: messenger RNA, 1011 nt
Organism: Chenopodium quinoa (quinoa)
Lineage: Eukaryota; Viridiplantae; Streptophyta; Magnoliopsida; Caryophyllales; Amaranthaceae
Exons: 1
Coding region: 1-1011 (336 amino acids)
Source: RefSeq, a predicted model, not a curated record